Molecule: messenger RNA, 583 nt
Organism: Capra hircus (goat)
Lineage: Eukaryota; Metazoa; Chordata; Mammalia; Artiodactyla; Bovidae
Product: cytochrome c 2
Exons: 3
Coding region: 122-439 (105 amino acids)
Biological process (GO): mitochondrial electron transport, cytochrome c to oxygen; mitochondrial electron transport, ubiquinol to cytochrome c
Cellular component (GO): mitochondrial intermembrane space
Molecular function (GO): heme binding; electron transfer activity
Source: RefSeq, a predicted model, not a curated record
GAGGCGCUGCUGCGGUAUCGCCAGCGUUGAUCUCAGGAGACACUGUGGCUCAGGAGCUGCACGUUGACGCUCUAGGUUCUGCAGGGAGGCGGAGGACGGAGCCGCUGGCCCUGAGAACAAAAUGGCAGAUGCUGAGGCAGGCAAGAAGAUCUUUAUUCAAAAAUGUGCUCAGUGCCACACAGUGGAGAAAGGUGGAAAACACAAGACUGGUCCAAAUCUCUGGGGCCUUUUUGGCAGAAAAACAGGACAAGCGCCAGGAUUUUCUUAUACCGAGGCAAACAAAAACAAAGGCAUUAUCUGGGGAGAGCAGACUUUGAUGGAAUAUUUGGAGAACCCAAAGAAAUAUAUCCCUGGAACUAAAAUGAUCUUUGCUGGUCUUAAAAAGAAGAGUGAGAGAGAAGAUCUUAUUGAGUAUUUGAAACAGGCAACAUCUUCAUGAAAUGUUCUUACAACUUAAGAAUUAUUAGUUAUAAACCAAAAUUUUCCAAUUUCAAAUACUACAUGUUUAAAAAAUUCAUAUUUUAUCUUUCUUGAUCAGCCUGUAGCAAGUUUAACAUUUUAAAAUAAAAGUUGAUAUUUUUGA